This is a messenger RNA of Pieris macdunnoughi, 438 nucleotides long. The record is from the annotation of a GenBank genome assembly. Lineage: Eukaryota; Metazoa; Arthropoda; Insecta; Lepidoptera; Pieridae.
AUGACAAGCCUGAGUGAGACUAAAAAGGGUCCUAUUUACGACCCAGGUUUCUGUAGAUGCUGUGGCGAAAUGAAGAAAUGUCGACUAUUAAAUGUGGAAUAUGAUCACAAGGGCCAAAAAGAGAUUUACUCCGAUUUAUUUGUGGAUUGUUUUGGUCUUUUAUUGUCUCAACUGGAUGGUGAUCCCAAAGAACGUCUGAUUUGUGCAAUGUGUGUAUCACGAUUGCGGGAAGCAAAUAGUUUUCGGAUACAGGUACUUAAGUGUGAAGAGAGGCUGCUUACUUUAAGGCUUAAUGAUUGUCAUGAUCUAAAACUUGAUAUAAAAGAGGAAGUAAAUGAAAUUACUCCGGAUGAUGAUGCAGUUGUAGAUGAUAGCUAUGAUAUAGAACCAGAAGUUCCUGUGAAGAAGAAAAAAAAGUCUCAAAAAGAAAAGACAUAA